AUGUGCCCCGGACCUCCUCUUGUGGAAGAGAAACUGAGCGACCUUAUUUCCCACUUGAAGCGCAACGUAAUUUAUCGUUUCCGGCGCCGCCGUGGUGCAUCAGUGAGAACGUGGUACAUCUUUGAGAAACCGACAGAUAUUCUCAUGUUCUCCUUGUUCAUCGCAGAUUUAUUGCAAGCCAUCAGUUCGGUCAUGGAUCUAAAAUGGGUUGGCAGUGGCCAUGUCGAAGUUGGUGAAUUUUGCUCAGCCCAAGGGAUCAUUAAACAGUUGGGUCAGGUUGGGGUCGCACUGAGUACUCUUGCCAUUGCUUUAUAUACCUUUAUCGGUGUCUGGAUGGGUAUGCCAAUACAAUCAAACAGAGUCACUGGUGCCAUCAUUGGCGUCGUCUGGCUCUUCAUUAGUCUCUUGACAUUACUUGGUAAUGUCUUAAAUGAUAGAGCCAGGGAAGGAUUCGAGAGGCCGACUCCGUACUGGUGCUGGAUUGGGGAACCUUUCUUCAUGUGGCGGCUCUUUGGUGAAUACUUGUGGCUCUGGAUCACACUCUUCAUCUCUAUCAUCACCUACAUCCCCCUCUAUUUCUGGAGCUGCGGAAACAUCACCUUUGAUGAUAUUUCGUGGUGGAAGUUCACUAUACAUCGUGCUGACCAUUCCGAAGAGCUCAAAGGUAUCCGGCGCCAUUCAUUAAUAAUGCUUUUGUACCCAGGCAUUUAUUGCCUAAUUACCUUACCGCUAAGUGUUGUGCGAUGGAUAGGAUUCGUUCAGGAACAACGUGGACUUGUCAACACCAUUCCUCCCGCUGCUACAUUUGCUGUCAUGACAAUUUUUAGUCUAAGUGGUGCCUGCAAUGCCAUCCUCCUGCUCAAAACACGUCCGGAAUCUGGCCUUUUUAGUAGGAUCAACCACGAUGAUAUGGGUUUCGCUCCAUCUUCUGUGCCACUUCAACCAAGGGGAAUAUCAGCUUUGGAUUCUACUGUUGAGGCUGAGGAUAAUGUUCUCGGAAGGCUCCCAUCUCGUUGA
Messenger RNA from Laccaria bicolor S238N-H82, 1017 nucleotides. RefSeq lists its product as uncharacterized. Gene Ontology annotation, cellular component: plasma membrane. Gene Ontology annotation, biological process: adenylate cyclase-activating G protein-coupled receptor signaling pathway. The transcript has 6 exons. The record is from RefSeq and is a predicted model, not a curated record. NCBI's taxonomy places the organism in Eukaryota, Fungi, Basidiomycota, Agaricomycetes, Agaricales, Hydnangiaceae. Bases 1 to 1017 code for a protein of 338 amino acids. Gene Ontology annotation, molecular function: G protein-coupled receptor activity.